This is a messenger RNA of Acanthochromis polyacanthus (spiny chromis), 3667 nucleotides long. It is a transcript of the gene tmem87b, whose product is annotated as transmembrane protein 87B. Gene Ontology annotation, biological process: retrograde transport, endosome to Golgi. The transcript is spliced from 19 exons. Gene Ontology annotation, cellular component: Golgi apparatus; membrane. Bases 39 to 1751 code for a protein of 570 amino acids. NCBI's taxonomy places the organism in Eukaryota, Metazoa, Chordata, Actinopteri, Pomacentridae. The record is from RefSeq and is a predicted model, not a curated record.
GGCGGCUCCUGCAGGGAAAUACUCAAAACACAGCGAAUAUGGCCGCUGCAGUCAGGAUGAGGACGUGGAGCUGUCCGACCACAGGAGUUUUCUGUCCAUGGGCGCUGUUUUUUGUAAUUUUACUCCAUACUGUAAAUGAAGCUGCUGCAGCGCCGGAGCCAGGCGUUUGGAAAAUCACAAUUGUUAAUACCUCAAGACCACUGCUGUUAAGGAAAUCUAUGUAUAAAGACACUGAUAUUGAAUUAAACGUUGUGUCUUUUGGCUGUCCUGAGAUGGUGACCUUCACUGUUCAGUGGUUAUUAAAAUACUACCCCUGUCACAAUGAAUUCAACAACAUUGAAGAAAUGUAUGAAAAAACACCUUUGAGCCAUGCGGACAGCCUGGAUCCAAAUCCUCUCGGACAAGGAGAGUACAUCGAACACAUGCACAGUCCCAUAAUGUGUACUAAUGCACUGCGCUCCUUACCAAUGCUCAGAAAAGCCAAGGCUGACCCGCAUCUCAGUCCUGCUGAGAAUGAAGUGCAAGAUGAAAAUCACAGUAAAUGGAUUACUGAAGAGUAUGAAAGCAGCAGCACCACAAAGAACAGCAGCAAGAAUCUUAGAGACAAUAUCAUAGCUACCACAUGGAAGGACGGUCCCUACCUGCUGGUUGUUAAAAUUGUAUCCAAUAAGCAGGAUGCAAAUUGGAAUUUAACAGUUAAUGUGGUGAUGAAAGGCAGCCACGGCUACAUUUCCAUCACAGAAUGGCCUCUCAUGAUUUUCUACAUGGUAAUGUGCAUAGUGUACAUCCUGUACGCCCUGCUGUGGUUUCUCUGGGCAGCCUGCUACUGGAAAGAUCUGCUGAGGAUCCAGUUCUGGAUAGCAGGGGUCAUAUUCCUGGGAAUGGUAGAGAAGGCCGUCUUCUGUGCCGAAUAUGAAAACACCAAUGCUGUCGGCUCUGCUUCUCCAAGCUUGUUGAUCUUUGCCGAGUUGAUCUCUGCCCUCAAGAGGACUUUGGCUCGGCUACUUGUCAUCAUCGUCAGCCUCGGCUAUGGCAUUGUAAAGCCUCGACUGGGGACUGUGAUGCACAGAGUUGUUGGACUUGGUAUCCUCUAUUUUGCCUUUGCCAGCAUUGAGGGUGUCCUGAGGAUCACAGGGGGUCGAGACAAUGGCCCUGCUCUCAUUACAGCAAUUGUUCUGGCUGUGUUUGACUCCUGCGCCAUCUGGUUCAUCUUUGUCAGCCUCGCACAAACCAUAAAGACUCUGAAGCUGAGGAGAAACCCUGUCAAGUUGUCUCUUUACAGGCACUUUACAAACACACUGAUAUUCGCUGUCAUUGCUUCCAUCAUUUUCAUGGGUUGGACAGCAAAAAAGUUUCGACUAGCAAAUUGCCAGUCUGAUUGGAUUGAGCUGUGGGUAGAAGAUGCUUUCUGGAGGUUCUUGUUCUCUGCCAUUCUGCUCGUCAUCAUGUUUUUAUGGAGACCAUCUGCAAACAACCAAAGGUAUGCUUUUACACCUCUCAUUGAUGACUCUGACGACGAGGAGAUAGAAGAGUUCAUCGCCUCUCCAAAUCUUGCUGACGGUAUAAAGUUGAGAGCAGCUAAAAGUGAGACGAAUGGUACAGUGAAGCCCCCAGAAACAAACCCAGAUGAGGACUUGAAAUGGGUGGAGGAUAACAUUCCUAGCUCUCUUACUGAUGUAGCUCUACCAGUCCUACUCGACUCAGAUGAGGAAAUCAUGACGACCAAGUAUGAGAUGUCAAAGCUGGAGUGAGGCAAAAUGUUUCCAGCCAUCUGCAGACAUGGAGGGAGAACACAGCAGCUGCCUCUGACUGAAGUUUUUCUCCAGGAUUUCCAGUCAGGUGGUGGUGGUGGUGGUGGUGGAGUGACUUUUUGUUUUUCAGGGGAUCCUUCUGAAUGGCUGCUAGUUCAGAGUGGUGCGGGCCACAGUUUCAGGGGGACUUCUGCUAAUUUCCCCUUAACUUCUUAAGGACUCUACCAGAGGAAAACUGUCUUUUCACUGACCAACAGCUUCACUCUUUCCAUGUUCCGAUCAGUUUUGAGCCUAUCUUUCCAAAGAGAAUGUUUCACUUUAUAUGAAGUGCUGUAUUUAUUUCUAUUCUGUUUCUAUGAAUUUAUAUUAUCAGAGAAUUUAACAGUGGGCCUCAUGCAUGAACAUACUCUCAAAUAUAUGUCAAAUGUCUUUUGAGAAAAUCUAGAUAUUAUUGGUGGGUCGUAUUAUAAGUAAGGUAAUUAUAUAUGUUUGGAAGAAUAAUUAAAAGGCAUUUUCCUGAGAUAGUUAAUUGAAUAUAAUUUAUCUCUGUUAUUUCUGCAGCCAGAGGACAGACAGAAUUCGGCCAUAGUGUGUGUGAUUGAUUCAUUUCAAUCGGGAUCUUUCUUUAUUUAGAAUUGUGAUGUUCGCAGAAGUUGAAGAAUUCAGUAAACACUAUGCUUUUUUUUUUUUUUUUUUUUAAGUGAGUGUCUGAAACACAUUGUUUUGUUACCAGCAUUCAAAUCUGAGAAUAACUUUAUAAAUUCAAACACUACCUUUGAAUAGAACAUUUGCUCUUAUGCACUUUCAAGAUCAAAGCUGUGCCUACAUGUAGUUCCUGUAUGAGGCCUAAUCUGUUCAGGUAAUUGAGAACAAUAUGUACGAGAGAGUCGUUCAUGUCUCAGAUUGACACUACACAACAUCUGCAGUAUUGGUGAAUGAGUGUGAGAGCGGCAAAGCACAAACAAGUCAUUUGUACAAUUUGAAUUGAAAUGUAACCGAGUUAGGUCAGUCGUGUAGAAAUAGUUUGCAGUCAUGUUGUGAAUCUACUGUAUGGGUGUGGGUGGGCAGGUUUAGCGUCUUCUGAAAUAAGGAUGCUGUAUGUAUGUUAAUAGGGAGGUAAGUCAUUAUUUAUUUGUUUCAAGUGUACUUAUAAACUGUUCAUUUGUAUGUCUACCCAUGUUUACUCUAAGUAUGUUUACGUGUGCUGCUUCCAUUUUUUAAAAAUAAUUUGGACUAUACUAACUGCAAACUGCAGCUUGUUUUUUAUUUCCUUGCAGUAUUUGCUUUUAUUGUUGAUUAAAUCGUUGCAUUGGUUUCACAGACACCUUAAUAAUGUUUGUCUUCUUUCAAGUGAGUCUUGAUAUGUUUCUUUUUUAUUAUUUCAAAAGUGGCUGGCCUGUUUGUGUCAGUGCAGUUUUGGGUUUGGAACACUGUUGUCGUCAUGUGUGCAUUGUAAGGACUUGUAAUUUUGUCUCUCCAGGCCAUCCAAUAUUAUAACACUAGAUGAGUUGUGUGUUUAGCACAAGCUGAUCGCUUUAAUGAGUUCAUAAUGUCACUUUUUUUUCAUUGGCUGGAAACAUGGAAUAAUUGUGCUUUUGAUGGCAAGCUGUCCUUCUGUUAUAUAAAACUGCAGACACCUGCAGUGGACUUGAGUUGUUUGUACAGAUGGGUUUUGUCUGAUUCCUGUUAUUUCGUAAUUCACAGGUGGAGAGGUGUCUGGAUAAUAUGACUUGUCUGUUUUUUUAAUGGGUGUCAUGAAGAGCUGGGCUUGAACUUUUCAUACCAGUGAUGUUCUUCUCUCUUCCUUCUUGAGAAGUGUGUACGCUCAGAUUAAAUAUUAUUUGAAAUCAGGGCAAUGUUUGUUUCCUGAUCUGUGAUUUUCAGUAUUAAUUUGGCAAUAAAAAAAACAUAUUUUA